UCCGCUCGACUACUUCUCGAGAAGUCAUCUUCUGGGCGAGCGAUUCUGCCGAGUGUUCAGUCACGCACAACCGUUCGAACGGUUAACAGUUACAUCUUUAAGACAGCAGAUUUAACAACAAGGAUCCGCCAUGGCUGACGAUGAGAGGAAGCGCAUCGAGGAUGAAAAGAAGAGGAAACAGGCAGAGACUGACAGGAAGAGGGCCGAAGUCCGUGCCCGCCUGGAGGAGGCCAGCAAGGCCAAGAAGGCCAAGAAAGGUUUCAUGACACCCGACCGUAAGAAGAAGCUCAGGCUCUUGUUGCGUAAAAAAGCAGCUGAGGAAUUGAAGAAAGAACAGGAAAGGAAAGCAGCCGAGAGAAGGCGUAUCAUCGAGGAGCGUUGCGGAAAGCCCAAGGACAUCGAUAACGCCAACGAAGCUGAGCUGCAGACAAUUGUUCAGUCCCUCUGGCAAAGAAUGUACGAUCUCGAGGGUGAUAAAUUUGACCUUGAACGGCAAAGUACAAUGAAAGCUUAUGAGAUUUCGGAAUUGAACAGUCAAGUCAACGAUCUCCGUGGUAAAUUCAUGAAACCCACAUUGAAAAAGGUGUCCAAAUAUGAAAACAAAUUCGCCAAACUUCAAAAGAAGGCUGCUGAAUUUAACUUCCGUAACCAACUCAAACAAGUCAAAAAGAAGGAGUUCACCCUCGAAGAAGAAGACAAAGAGAAUGCAUCGAAAGAUAAGAAAAAGCCCGAAUGGUCGAAAAAAGGAGAAGAAAAGAAGGUAAAAGAGGAGGAGGCUGCAGUUGAGGCAUGAAAAACCAAACAAUUGUAUCUCCGAUAAACUGUUCCAUCCGUUAACUGAAACUUGAACUAUAGGCGAUAGUUAUUUGUUUAACUGAGCACGCAAUCCUAAUUUUAUCAAGAAAAUCGACUAUCGCUCUCUUGUAAAAAAAAAAUCACAUACCAGUAACUUCCUUUGCACUUACUCUGUACUAGAAUGAAUUAUUUUUAUUUUUGAUGAUUUUAUCCUCUACAUGUUCCCUGUUUUGUUUUUGUUUUUUAUCCUUGGAUCAUUAGUAAACAGAAUUUUGUUACCAUUGUUACCUGGAAGUUAUCCUGCACUUUCCAUUACUUAUUGAUUGGUAUCUAACGAUACUGUCACUUCUAAAAAUUGUAUACUUACGAAAUUAAAGAUUUUAAGAGUAAUGGUUAAACCUUGAUACAACUUUUUUCUGUAAUAAUAUAAAGAAUGAAAACAAGAGUUAAUAAAUUUGUUCAAUUUUUAAUCCUAUCCAGCUUGUGACUGAAUGUCUUUAAGGCGCAUCUGAGGGAAUGAUAUAUAAGUUUUAUUGUAAUUAAAAACAAAUAAUAAUAUACUAUGAACAAGGC
Messenger RNA from Trichogramma pretiosum, 1368 nucleotides. It is a transcript of the gene wupA, whose product is annotated as troponin I. Gene Ontology annotation, biological process: muscle contraction. Lineage: Eukaryota; Metazoa; Arthropoda; Insecta; Hymenoptera; Trichogrammatidae. The coding region runs from base 131 to 793 and encodes 220 amino acids. The transcript has 10 exons. Gene Ontology annotation, cellular component: troponin complex. The record is from RefSeq and is a predicted model, not a curated record.